AUGAGUGGUAGCGCUGCAGCAGGGGGAGGGAAUGGGGCCCGCAUAGUGCUUGAGCGGGACACCUGGUUGGUAGAGAAGUUCGAGAAUCCGCCGGAAGUUCAGAAACUUUCUGAGGGCCAAAUGAAGCAAAAAGUGCAGGUUCGGGACUGUCGCGGUUUGGCCCUUCAGGUGGAGCCGAAGAUGAAUUCGUUGAUAUUGGAUUCGUGUAGCGACACGCGGGUGUGUGUAAAUAGUUUGAUUGCGUCAGUGGAGAUAGUGAAUUGCAAGAAGAUAAAGUUGCAGGUGUUGGGUUCUGUGCCUUCGAUAUCCAUAGACAAGAGUCAGAAAGUCGAUUUAUUUCUAUCAAAUGAAAGCAGAGAAGUUGAGAUUACAAGCAGCAAAUCUUCAGAAAUGAACUUAAAUGUGCCGCUUGAAGGAGAAGAAGGCGAUUGGCAAGAAAUUGCAAUUCCUGAACAGUUUCAUCAUAAGCUGAAACCCGAUGGGAAGCUGCAUACUCGUGUUUCUGAUCUUUACUCUUGCUGA
This is a messenger RNA of Eimeria acervulina, 522 nucleotides long. RefSeq names its product adenylyl cyclase associated protein, putative. Gene Ontology annotation, molecular function: adenylate cyclase binding; actin binding. The record is from RefSeq and is a predicted model, not a curated record. Lineage: Eukaryota; Apicomplexa; Conoidasida; Eucoccidiorida; Eimeriidae. Bases 1 to 522 code for a protein of 173 amino acids. The transcript has 3 exons. Gene Ontology annotation, biological process: cytoskeleton organization; regulation of adenylate cyclase activity. Gene Ontology annotation, cellular component: cytoplasm.